UAGUGUAGUAAAUUGAGGGCCAGCUGUAUAUGUUUAUGGCACCAUCUAGUGGACAUUCAAUAACAUUUUCUUGAGAUGGUAAUUAAAUCAGGCAUUAUUACUGGCCUUUAUUAGGACCCAGCUAAGGACCUCUGAUGAUGUCAUUUUCAGUUGAGCCACAUGUGACAUGUUGAUAUGGAAGGAUGUUGUGCUGGUGACAAUCUGAUUGCAUCUAUAUGGUUAUUUGCAUCAUCUUGUUGAUUUCAUGUUGUGUUUGCGUGCAUCAAAGAAACCAUACACACCUGUUCUGAUCAACAUAAGAUAUGCAAGACAUGAAGAUUAAACUGUUCAAUUUCUAUAAAGAGUGGUCUGUGAGUGGUGUGUGCACAUCUCAUCAAAGGGACAAAUAAUCAUAAAUGUUCUAACCGGGCAUUCUUUGGUGGUUGCAAACGGGUAGUAAUCAGCACCUAAGUGACUGUAUUACAUUUAAAUGUUAUAAUCUGUAACAUGUGGUCCUUCGAGCCGGAUAAUGCAACUUCUAAAGUAUCAACAAAGUCAACACAUAGAGAGGAGAUUGGUGAUGCAACAGUACGUCCCCGUCGCAGUACACAUCUACCAAAUUACCUUAAAGACUAUGACGUUGAUUAUGUGCCAGAGCAAAGAACUGCACACAUACCACCAGACCACUCCAACGAGGGAGAACAAUUAAUUGGUGCCACAGGAGUUAUGCCACUGCCUAAGAAAGGACAUGUCACUCCAAAUCUCUCUGAAAAGCACUCAUCAUUGCUAUUUACACCAUCAAAUCUAGCUCAUUCAUCAAAACGGCUACCAAGUAACAAUGAGGAUCGAACCUCUACCUUACCACAAUCAGUAUCACAUAGUAUCAAAUCAACGGCCACAAGAGAUCAAAGGGAUCCACGUUAUGACCAAGAUACACCAGUGAAACACAGUAAGGAGCAGUUACAUGUUCAACAUCAGAAUGACAGGAUUGAUGAGAUUAUUGAUGAGCUUCAGAGAAUGAAGGUCCAUUUCAAACCUCCCCCUUCCAUAUCAUCAUCACCAGAUCGUACAUCCAUCGAUUCUAGGGGUAAACAUGCUGAUGAAUACCGCCAUCAUCCAAGGCAUCAUUACAGACGUGAUCACAGCCCUGAAUUCAAACCAGAGAGACCAUUUAUACCUUACCGCCCUCUGUCUCCACCUAACCAAGAGAACUUUUACCGUGGUCCAACACCUACUAUUCCUUAUUUCGUAAAGGAAGAUCCACGUGAGUUUGCAAGAUUAAAAAUUGCCCUUGACAAUCUUUUGCCAACUGAUGCUACAGAGCGUUUCAAGUUUCAGAUACUGAUGGAUCAUCUGAAGCUGGAAGAGGCAUUACUAAUUGCUGAUUCUUAUAGUAAUAGCACCCAUCCAUACAGCUACACAAUGCAAGCUCUCACAGAACUAUAUGGGCAGCCUCAUCAAUUAGCGCUUCAGCGCAUCGCUGGACUGAUGGAUGGUCCAAGCAUAAGAAGUGGUGAUACCAGAGCAUUUAGACUUUUUGCACUGAAAGUUCGUGCAUUAGUUGGAAUGUUAGACCAGUUAGGAAGACAUGGCUAUACAGAAUUGACUUGUGGGUCUCACGUUUCCAGGCUCUUAGCUAAAUUGCCUCACGACCUCAGAGCAAACUUUAAGAGGUAUGUGAAUCCUCUAAAAACCCCAAUACCCACAUUACUAGACCUAGCAGAGUGGCUGGAGUAUGAGGUAAGGGUACAAGAAGAUGGUACUCAGUUUGACAUUGACCUAAGCAGAGAUAGACAGGGUCCCCACAGAGAACAACAGAGAGGACCUAAAGUCACUCACAAGUCCACAGCUAUUUUCCAUGGAAGUGAGCAAAGACAACCCCCCAAAGCUGACCGCUCUUGCUAUAAUGCAGCCGAGGAAGGAAAACCUUUGGAGAGACCAAAGAAGUUCUGCCCAUUUUGUAACACAACACAACAUUACCUGAAUCAGUGCUCAAACUUUAAGUUGUUGACCAAAGAACAGAUUGAGACAUGGAUUAAGUCCAAUCAGAGAUGUUGGAAAUGUGGGCGUGAUCAUCCUAUGGCUCAGUGCUCUCUAAAGGCUAAAUGCAAAAAGUGUCAAAGGAGACACUUAGAAGUCCUUCAUGAUGUCAAUACUGGAAAGAGUAGUGAUGUUACAAAACCAUUUGGAGAGAUUAUGCAUUCUACCAGUACAUCAGCAGAAACUUUGUAUGUCGAUCGACCUACAGGUAGCAGUAAAGUGCUGCUAAAAAUGUGCAGAGUUAUCUUACGAAAUGGUGACAUGUCUUUGGACACAUACGCUCUUCUGGAUGACGGUUCAGAACGCACCAUACUUCUCAAUGAAGCAGCUCAGUAUCUCAACCUUCAUGGUAAUGCUGAAGAACUGUCUCUCCGCACAGUACGUCAGGACAUACGCAUUAUCCAUGGCUUUUCAGUCUGCUUUACAGUAUCUCCUGUCACACAACCAAACCGAAACUUUGACAUCAAAAGGGCAUUCACAGCUAAGGAGCUUGGGCUGGCACCACAUACAUAUCCAGUCAAAACCCUCCAAAAGAAAUAUUGUCAUCUCAGGGAUUUGCCUUUGCAGCCAAUUGAACAUGCACGACCACUACUCCUUAUCGGGUCAGAUUACCCACAGCUAAUAACUCCAGUUGAACCUGUUCGCUUGGGUCCUCCCGGCGGUCCAGCAGCUGUGAAGACUCGUUUGGGAUGGACAUUGCAAGGUCCAUCAAAGUUUCUUGAACACAGUCUGAACACACAACAAUGCCUUUUCACAUCCAUAAGUUCUAUGCCUAAUGAUCUUUUCAGUCAUGUAGAGAAGUUAUGGCAGAUGGAUACCAUUCCAUACAGAAAUGAAAAGCUUGUAACACGAUCGAAGCAAGAUACCCAAGCUAUAAGUAUGCUGGAGAAGAAAACCAUCAGAGUUGAAGUAAAUGGAGUCAAAAGAUAUGCUACCCCACUCUUGUGGAAAAGCAGUCUUCCACCUUUAGCUGCUCCUAAGGAAUCAGUACUGCCUCUCCUUCGGGGGACUGAGAAACGACUGUCACAGGACUCUGAAAAGGCACAAGCAUACAAGUCUGAAAUAAGCAAACUGUCAGAAGCUGGCUAUGUAAUGAAAAUUCCCCAAUCCACAGCUGAAGAAACACAAGGGUGGUACAUUCCUCACCAUAUGGUCCACCAUAACGGGAAGAACAGGAUCGUGUUUAACUGCUCCUUUAGUUAUAAGGGCCUGAGCUUAAAUGAACGCCUUCUCCCUGGACCUGUGUUAGGUGCAACACUGCUUGGAGUGCUUCUACGUUUCAGAGAGCAUACUGUGGCCUUCAGCAGUGAUAUCAAGGGAAUGUUUCAUCAAGUACAUCUCCUGCCAGAAGACCAAACAUUCUUGAGGUUUCUGUGGCGAGACUUGAAUCUAAGCAACCCACCUGAUAUCUAUCAGUGGUCAGUUCUGCCUUUUGGCACUACAUGUAGCCCAUGCUGCGCAACAUUCGCUCUACAGAAACAUGUAGCAGACCACAGCCAACCUAACAGUGAUUUACGUACAGCAAUUGAGCGUUGCUUUUAUGUGGAUAACUGGUUACAAAGUAUUCCAUCUCUUGAAACUGCCAGAACAAUAGUGGAUGACAUGAAACAUCUUCUUGCUGAUGGUGGAUUUGAACUGCGUCAAUGGGCUAGCAACACUCCACAACUGAUAAAUCACCUGCCUCAGGAGAUCAGAUCAGAAAGCUGUGAUCUGUGGUUUAGCUCAGACAGAGCAGACCCUCAAGAGCGCACAUUAGGACUAAGGUGGCAAUGCAGAUCUGACACGCUUGGCUACAAACACAAUCAUAAACAGAAGGCAGAACCCACUAUGCGAAACAUUUAUCGCAUUCUUUCUAGCCAGUAUGAUCCACUAGGAUUCAUCCUACCCUUCACUACACGAGCUAAGAUCAUAGUUCAAAGGCUCUGGGACAAAAGGAGAGAAUGGGAUGACCCUGACAUACCUGCAGACCUCAGACAUGAAUGGAUCACAUGGGAAAAUGAGCUCUCACAGCUUUCUUCUGUCACAUUACCCAGGUGCUACACUACAAAGGUAGAUCCACUAGUUAGCUCCAGAAGUGUCCACAUCUUCAGUGAUGCCUCGGAGCGAGCAUAUGGCUCUGUUGCCUAUCUUCGCAGUGAAGAUGAGAAAGGACAAAUAGAGGUGGCAUUUUUAGCAGCUAGAUCCAGAGUAGCUCCUAAAAAGCAGCAAACAAUACCAAGGCUUGAACUCUGUGCUGCUCUAACUGGAGCUCAACUCUCAGCAGUUCUUAAAAGUGAGCUUACCCUUGAAAUUAGCAGUUUCAAAUUCUGGACUGACUCUACAACGGUUCUAAACUGGCUUCAGUCAGACUCAUGCCACUUCAAAGUAUUUGUGGGGACCAGAGUUGCAGAGAUCCAGGAACUCACAGACUCAAAGGCAUGGUCUUAUGUAAACUCUAAAGAUAAUCCUGCUGAUGAUAUUACCCGUGGCCUGUCAUUGGUUGAGAUUGCUGACCAAAAUCGUUGGUCUAAAGGCCCAGCAUUUCUGUGGGAACAUCCGACAUCUUGGCCCAAGUUACCCAAAUUGGAUCAAACUGAAAAUUCAGAAGAGCUACGAAAGCCAACAGCCUGCCACCUACUAACAACUCAUGCUGAACAGCAUCUAAUUGAUGUCACACAAUUCAACAGCUUUCAAGAAAUAGUAGAAGCUGUUACACAAUCCCUUAACGGGGCGGCCAGCGCUAACACUGUCACAGCUGAUACAUUCAGGAAAGCUGAACUAGAAGUGUUUAAAACAUCACAGAUGGAAAGUUUUCCUAAUGAGUACAUUCAGUUGCAAAAGGGGACUGCCAUCUCACCAAACAGUAGAUUAAUAGCAUUAAAUCCUGAGUUUGAUUGUGAUACACAAUUAAUUAGAGUAGGGGGACGACUUAGAAGAUGUGAACAGCUGAGCCCUGACAUUCUUCAUCCAAUUGUUCUAGACCCAACUCAUUCAGUAACCAAGCUAUUGAUUAAACAGUAUGAUGAACAGCUACAUCACCCUGGUACAGAACGUGUUUUUGCUGAAAUCAGAAGGCGUUUCUGGAUUCUGAGAGGGCGACAAGCCAUUCGUUCAGUUCAACAUCACUGUGCAGAGUGCCGCAAAUGGCGUGGUAAACCAGAUGUUCCAAAAAUGGCAGACUUACCACCUUCCAGUUUAAGGCUCUUUAAACCUGCAUUCCACUCUACAGGCAUGGACUGUUUCGGCCCAUUUACCAUUAAAAUUGGGCGAAGGAAUGAGAAACGUUGGGGUAUAAUUUACAAGUGUCUAACCACCAAAGCAGUAUACCUCGACCUUCUGUCUCAUGCUGACUCUGAUUCUUUCCUCAUGUCUCUACGACGUUUCAUCUCUCGAAGAGGAAAACCCUACGAGCUGUACUCUGAUCGAGGAACUAAUUUUAGAGGUGGUGACAGUGAACUUAAAGAAGCUUUCAAAAAUCUCAAUCCCCACUUACAACAAGAACUUGCCAAGCAGCAGAUAGAUUUCCACUACAAUCCACCUAACGCCCCUCAUUUUGGUGGAUCCUGGGAGAGGGAAAUCCGAUCCGUUAAGACUGCCCUGUAUACUAUCAUUGGGGCUCAAACAGUUACAGAAGAAGUGCUCAUGACUGUCUUAAUUGAGAUUGAAGGAAUUCUAAAUUCUAAACCCUUGGGGUAUGUAUCUUCUGACAUAGCUGAUCCAGAUCCAAUAACGCCAAACUCUCUCCUGAUGGGACGAAUGGAUUCCACUUUGCCACAAGUUAUUUAUCCUGAAACUGAAUUGCUUAGUCGCAAAAGAUGGAGGCACAGCCAAGUACUGGCAGAUCAGUUCUGGAACCGUUUUCUACGUAACUACUUGCCUGGACUGCAGUCUCGACAAAAAUGGCAACAGGAAAGGGAAAACCUGGCAGUCGGAACAGUUGUUAUGAUCGUUGAUCCACAAUCCCCAAGAGCCCUGUGGCCUGUUGGAACUGUUAAAUCAGUUAAAGUUGGAGAUGACAAUAAGGUCAGAUCAGCAGAAAUCCAAGUCAAAGACAAAACUUACAUCAGGCCUGUUGUCCGACUUAUUAAGCUCCCAUCAUUUCCAGAAUAAGUUUACUGUGCUGGCCCAAUGUUUCAAAUCUGCAAUGCACAUUUGGGGGCGGCUGUAGUAAAUUGAGGGCCAGCUGUAUAUGUUUAUGGCACCAUCUAGUGGACAUUCAAUAACAUUUUCUUGAGAUGGUAAUUAAAUCAGGCAUUAUUACUGGCCUUUAUUAGGACCCAGCUAAGGACCUCUGAUGAUGUCAUUUUCAGUUGAGCCACAUGUGACAUGUUGAUAUGGAAGGAUGUUGUGCUGGUGACAAUCUGAUUGCAUCUACAUGGUUAUUUGCAUCAUCUUGUUGAUUUCAUGUUGUGUUUGCGUGCAUCAAAGAGUAAGUUGUUGUAUUUAGUCAAUAUUUGUACAUUUUAUAUCUUUAUACUUUAGAAAUAGAGUUAAGUUGUACUUAUAGUAUUGCUGCAGCACACCAUGUGCACAAUGAUAACUUCUAUAGAGACAUAUUCCUAACCUAAAUGUUUAUUGGUUCUAUUGUUAAACUUAAUUGAUAGUUUAAGUGUUUAUUAUUUGUAUUACAUGCAUAUGUUUAUACAGUAUUAUUUGUUUCUUUAAACUAGAACCAUACACACCUGUUCUGAUCAACAUAAGAUAUGCAAGACAUGAAGAUUAAACUGUUCAAUUUCUAUAAAGAGUGGUCUGUGAGUGGUGUGUGCACAUCUCAUCAAAGGGACAAAUAAUCAUAAAUGUUCUAACCGGGCAUUCUUUGGUGGUUGCAAACGGGUAGUAAUCAGCACCUAAGUGACUGUAUUACAUUUAAAUGUUAUAAUCUGUAACAAGU
Messenger RNA from Misgurnus anguillicaudatus (oriental weatherfish), 6889 nucleotides. The record is from RefSeq and is a predicted model, not a curated record. NCBI's taxonomy places the organism in Eukaryota, Metazoa, Chordata, Actinopteri, Cypriniformes, Cobitidae.